Messenger RNA from Neurospora crassa OR74A, 841 nucleotides. RefSeq names its product molybdopterin synthase small subunit CnxG. Gene Ontology annotation, cellular component: cytosol. The transcript is spliced from 2 exons. Bases 466 to 765 code for a protein of 99 amino acids. The record is from RefSeq and is a predicted model, not a curated record. Gene Ontology annotation, biological process: Mo-molybdopterin cofactor biosynthetic process. NCBI's taxonomy places the organism in Eukaryota, Fungi, Ascomycota, Sordariomycetes, Sordariales, Sordariaceae.
CCGAGCUCAAGGGUUUCGGAAGCUUCCAUCGAUGCAAUUGCAGGUCCACUCAACGACCAAUCAGGUGAGCCCUUGGCACCAGAAGCUUGGAUCCACUCACGUUCAUCGAUAAAAAGUCGAGUCCUGAAAACCAGCAGAAAUUUUCCUCUUGCACACUCUUUCCUCAGGUUCUCCGGCAGUGACUUGUCAUUCCCCAACGCCUGGCUUCACUGCCUCCAAGUGGAACAUCAAAAUGGCUUCGUGAAGACUAUCACUGUCGAGACCCAAUGGGAUCUUGCAAAGCUGUUAGUUAUCAUGCUUUGAGCAGCUGCUCUUGUCACUAGUGCGAUCAGCACGUGACGGAGACAAUUCGACGACGAUGCGUCGGUCUUGAAGCCCAGAAUUCCUGAGCGAGAUGAUGCAUUUCUCACGAAACAACCACCAGAAAAUACCCGAUUGUCUGACAGGAUCUGAUUCACGAUCACGAUGAGCGCGCCGAAACCCCCAAAGGGUCAUUUCAACAUCCUGUACUUCGCAACUGCUAGCUCCCACACAGGCAAGGAUAUGGAAGCACUACCGGCGCCGCUACCCUUGCGGAAACUCUUUGACACACUCGAGGAGCGGUACCAGGGUAUUCGAGAAGCGGUGCUUGAUCACAGCCUGGUCACGAUAAACUUGGGCUACGUGGAUAUGCCGAGCAGUGAGGAUGAAGACGGCGAGGAUAACGUUACUGUUAUCCAAGAAGGGGACGAGGUGGCUAUCAUACCUCCGGUCAGCUCCGGCUGAAAGCGGGGGAUACAUGCAGACAUUGUCUACCUUUUACAAACAAAUAGAACUUCGGUGUUUGAACUGCCAGAAUGUG